UCCGAGUCUCGCGAGAAGCACGCUUUACCUGCGCUCUGCUUGCGGUUCUGGCUACCUGGGUUCAGAGUUGAGAGCUCCCGGCUGAGGAGAAGAUGCUAGAACCACAGGAGAAUGGCCUGUUUGACCUACCAGAUUAUGAGCAUAUAGAAGAUGAAACUUUUCCUCCUUUCCCACCUCCAGCUUCUCCAGGGAGAGGAAAUGGUGAAGAAGCUGAACCUGAUGAAGAAUCAGGAAGUGGAGCACCUGUUCCUGUACCUCCAAAGAGAACAGUUAAAAGGAAUAUACCCAAGCUGGAUGCUCAGAGAUUAACUUCAGAAAGAGGGCUUCCAGCCUUAAGGAAUUUGUUUGAUAAGGCAAAAUUCAAAGGUAAAGGUCAUGAGGCCGAAGACUUGAAGAUGCUAAUCAGACACAUGGAGCACUGGGCACAUAGGCUAUUCCCUAAACUGCAAUUUGAGGAUUUUAUUGAAAGAGUUGAAUACCUGGGAAAUAAGAAGGAGGUUCAGACCUGUUUAAAACGAAUUCGACUUGAUCUCCCUAUUUUACAUGAAGAUUUUGUUAAUGAUGAUGAAGUAGGGGAAAAUAAUGGCCAUGAUGUAUCUGCUACUGAAUUAGAUUCCUUUUUGACAAACUCAUCUGCAAGUGAGAAGUUUGCUUCUGAGUCAAAUAGAAGCCUAACAGAAGAGCAACAAGAAAGAAUCGAGAGAAAUAAACAACUGGCCUUGGAAAGAAGACAGGCAAAGCUACUGAGUAAUAGUCAGUCCCUGGGAAAUGACAUGUUAAUGGACACACAGAUAGUUGAAGAAGUUAAUACUGGUGAGGAUCAAGAGGAGGAGUCAGAUGUACUAAACAAAGACAUUCUGGACAAUACUUUAAAUGAAGAGGAGGAAUUAAAAUUAGAGGAAACUCAACUGGCUGAUACUUUAAAUGAAGAGGAGGAAUUAAAAUUAGAAGAAACUCAACUGGCUAUACUUUAAAUGAAGAGGAGGAAUUAAAAUUAAAGGAAACUCAACUGGACCAAUCCUUUUAACAUGUACAAUAGUAACUUUGUUUCAUCCAUAAAUGUCACUCAGGUUAGAUAGUCCUCCAAUAAGAGCAAAUGUAUCUUUUAACUAGUUAUCCUACAAGGUUGAGAUGAGUAUGCAUUUGUCUACUAUGA
This is a messenger RNA of Otolemur garnettii (small-eared galago), 1156 nucleotides long. RefSeq names its product TIMELESS interacting protein (gene TIPIN). Lineage: Eukaryota; Metazoa; Chordata; Mammalia; Primates; Galagidae. The record is from RefSeq and is a predicted model, not a curated record. The coding region runs from base 93 to 974 and encodes 293 amino acids. Gene Ontology annotation, molecular function: DNA binding. Gene Ontology annotation, cellular component: nucleus; replication fork protection complex. Gene Ontology annotation, biological process: replication fork processing; DNA replication checkpoint signaling; DNA damage response. The transcript has 8 exons.